This is a messenger RNA of Nyctereutes procyonoides (raccoon dog), 4367 nucleotides long. It is a transcript of the gene LGR5, whose product is annotated as leucine rich repeat containing G protein-coupled receptor 5. The record is from RefSeq and is a predicted model, not a curated record. NCBI's taxonomy places the organism in Eukaryota, Metazoa, Chordata, Mammalia, Carnivora, Canidae. Gene Ontology annotation, molecular function: protein binding. The transcript is spliced from 18 exons. The coding region runs from base 39 to 2663 and encodes 874 amino acids. Gene Ontology annotation, cellular component: plasma membrane.
CCCAGCCCGCGCUGAGCGCCCGCGGCCCCGCACCCACGAUGCCCGCCGCCCCCGCCGGUGCCCUCCUGGCGCUGCCCGCGCUGCUGCAGCUGGCGGCCGUGGGCGGCUCGCCCGGGCCCCGCGCGCUCCUGCGGGGCUGCCCCGCGCGCUGUCAGUGCGAGCCCGACGGCAGGACGCUGCUCCGGGCCGACUGCUCCGACCGGGGGCUCUCGGAGCUGCCCUCCAACCUCAGCGUCUUCACCUCCUACCUGGACCUCAGUAUGAACAACAUCAGCCAGCUGCCCCCGAGCGCCCUGGCCCGUCUCCGCUUCCUGGAGGAGCUACGUCUUGCCGGAAACGCUUUGACAUACAUUCCCAAGGGAGCAUUCACUGGCCUUCACAGUCUUAAAGUUCUCAUGCUGCAGAAUAAUCACCUAGGACAGGUUCCCUCGGAAGCUCUGCAGAACCUGCGAAGCCUUCAGUCCCUACGCCUGGACGCCAACCACAUCAGCGCAGUGCCCCCCGGCUGCUUCAGCGGCCUGCACGCCCUGCGGCACCUGUGGCUGGAUGACAAUGCGCUGACUGAGAUCCCCGUGCAGGCUUUCAGAAGUUUGACGGCCCUGCAGGCCAUGACCUUGGCCCUGAACAAAAUCCGCCACAUCCCAGACUAUGCUUUUGGGAACCUCUCCAGCUUGGUGGUUCUGCAUCUCCAUAACAAUAGAAUUCACUCCCUGGGAAAGAGAUGCUUUGAUGGGCUCCACAGCCUAGAGACUUUAGACUUAAAUUAUAAUAAUCUUGAUGAAUUCCCCACCGCCAUCAGGACACUCUCCAACCUUAAAGAACUAGGAUUUCACAGCAACAAUAUCAAGUCGAUACCAGAGAAAGCAUUUGUAGGCAAUCCUUCUCUUAUUACAAUACAUUUCUAUGAUAACCCCAUCCAGUUUGUCGGAAGGUCCGCUUUUCAACAUUUACCAGAGCUAAGAACGCUGACUCUGAACGGUGCCUCGCAAAUAACCGAGUUUCCAGACCUGACCGGAACGGCGAGCCUGGAGAGCCUGACGUUAACCGGCGCCCAGAUCUCGUCCCUCCCUGGAGCGGCCUGGGACCAGCUGCCCGCCCUGCGAGUGCUAGAUCUGUCUUACAACCUGCUGGAAGAUUUACCCAGUUUUUCAGUCUGCCGGAAGCUUCAGAAAAUAGACCUGCGACAUAAUGAAAUCUAUGAAAUUAAAGCUGACACUUUCCAGCAGUUGCUUAGCCUCCGGGCGCUGAAUUUAGCCUGGAACAAAAUUGCCAUCAUUCAUCCCAAUGCAUUUUCCACGUUGCCAUCUCUAAGAAAGCUGGACCUGUCGUCCAACCGCCUGUCGUCCUUUCCUGUAACGGGGUUACAUGGUUUAACUCACUUAAAAUUAACAGGAAAUCAUGCCUUACAGAGCUUGAUAUCAUCUGAAAACUUUCCAGAACUCAAGGUCAUAGAAAUGCCUUAUGCUUACCAGUGUUGUGUAUUUGGGGUGUGUGAGAAUGUCUAUAAAAUCUCCAAUCAGUGGACUAAGGAUGACAACAGCAGUACGGAUGACCUUCAUCAGAAGGAUGCCGGGAUGUUUCAAGUUCAAGAUGAGCGGGAUCUUGAAGAUUUCUUGCUGGACUUUGAGGAAGACCUGAAAGCCCUCCACUCGGCGCAGUGCUCACCUGCCCCAGGCCCGUUCCAGCUGUGCGAGGACCUGCUGGGCAGCUGGCUGACGCGCGUGGGCGUGUGGACCGUGGCGGUGCUGGCGCUCGGCUGCAACGCGCCGGUGGCGUGGACGGCGCUGCGGGCCCCGGCGGGCGCGUGGCCGGCGCAGCGGCUGCUGGGCUGGCUGGCGGCCGCCGACCUGCUGACCGGGGCGGCGAGCGCGGCGCGGGCGGCGGUGGACGCGGCGACGUUCGGCAGCUUCGCCCGGCACGGCGCGCGCUGGGAGCAGGGCGGCGGCUGCCGGCUGCUGGCGUGCGUGUCGCUGUUCGCGGCGCAGGCGGCCGUGUUCGUGCUCACGGCGGCGGCGCUGCAGCGGGGCGCGCGGGGCGCGCGGGGGGCGCGGGGCGCGCGGGCGGGGCCGCUGUGCGCGCUGCCGGCGGCGGCCGUGGCGGCGGGGCCGCUGCUCGGGGCGGCGGCGCGGGGCGCGUCCCCGCUGUGCCUGGCGCUGCCCCCGGGCGGCGCGGGCCCGGCGGCCUUCGCGGCGGCGCUGCAGCUGCUGAACGGCGCGUGCUCGGCGGUGAUGGGCGCGGCGGCGGCGCGGCUGCUGUGCGCGCCCGCGGGGGACGCGGCGGCCCGGCACGCGGCGCUGCUGCUGCUCGCCAACUGCGUGCUGUACUGGCCGCCCGCGCUGCUGCGCCUGUGCGCGCUGCUCGGCGUGGCGGCCGCGGGCCCCGAGCUCAGCAGGUUCGUGCUGCUCGUGCUGGCGCCGCUGCCCGCCUGCCUCAACCCGCUGCUCUACAUCCUCUUCCACCCGCACUUCAGGCCGGCGCCGGCGGGCGGCCCGCGGCGGCCCAGGCCCAGGGAGCCCAGCCUGGCGUCCGUGAGCUCCGACGACGCCGACAAGCAGGCCCCCGGCGACGCCACGCAGGCCCUGGUCGCCGCGGCCCGCGACCCGCCGCGCCCCGGCCCGCAGGGCUGCCGCCUGCCCUCCGUGCCCUUCGUGCCGUGCCUCUGACCCGGCCCCCGCCCCGGGGGCGCGCCCCCGCCCCCCCCCCCGCGGGGGAGGAUGACGAUGAGGACGAGCUUGAGGAUGGGGACGAGCCGCCCCCGCGGGCAGCGCAGGCCCCACCCCGGCCCCCGGGCCGCCGCCGCCGCUGCUGUGCAGGCCCCGGUGCCGCAGAGCCUUCCCGGAAGAUGCUCCACGGUUCCAACCCGCCCGGCUGACGACUUGGGGGACGGGGGCGGGGGCGAGCCACCUGCCCACCAAAGACGACCUAGACCCGAAAAGACGCUCAGAUAGAAGGUGGUUGCAGGUGGUUGCGGAAGGCGGCCCCCAGCGGGCAGGAAGGAAAGGCCGGACCCGCAGGACUCUGCUUUUAAUGCCCGCCCUUUGCCCUUCCUCACAAAGGAUCCUUCCAGGCCCCCCCCCCCCCCACAGUGGAUAAUGCAAGGCUUCAGGAGCUACAGUCACGUCUUAGACCCUUAGAAGAUGGUUGCAGCUCUUUGCAGAAGACAGUCCUCAACAGGCAGUAAGGAAAGACCAUGACCCGUAGGACUGUUUUUAAUGCCCCCGCCCUUUGCUCUUCCUCACAAAGGAUCCUUCCAGGCCCCCCCCCCCAGUGGAUAAUGCAAGGCUUCAUGAGCUACAGUCAUGUCAGUCUUAGAGACGCCAGGUUUUAUCUAUCAGCAGAUGGUUCCUGCUGAUGUACAACUGCCUACAAGUGCUUCGAAAGGAACAUGAGCUUAGAUGCCUAGGUGGCCACCGAGGCUCUCAGGGUAGGAGCCAGGUCUGCUUUGUCGCAUUCAUGGUCGCCUCCUUGCGGUGCAGAGCUCAGAAUAAAAGUCCAUUGCCAGCGAUAUAUACCUGGGAAAGACGGCGAGCAACCUGGGAGGGGUUUGGGUGGGUGGGUGGUUGAUUGGUUGGUCUUCAGGGGAGUGCAGGCUCCUUGCAGGAGGCUUUAUCAGGUGGCUUGAACCGAUGUGCAUCUUAAGGAACUGAUCCAACACAGACCAGCACAAGUGAAAUCCACUGGCAUAGAAGCUUCUCGCACACAUAUUGCUGUAGCUCCAUGCAAUGAUGACUGAAACCACUUUGGACUCAACCGGGGACGUGGUGACGUAGCCUUUUUACUUAGCUUGGUUUUAGCUGUGUUGUCUCUGGACCAACCCACUUGAUGUCAGGAACAUGACUUCUCUGCUUACCCCAUACGUAAUACAGGUGUUAAGUAUCUUACGAAGCAAGAUCAUUAAAUACUAAAGGUCAAAGGAUUAAUUUGUAACGUCUAUUAUACUACAUUAGCUUCAAUACAUCCAAACCAAAAGACCGUUAGGUAGAUUUAUUUUUAUAUAAGCAUGUUUAUUUUGAUCAGAUGUUUUAACUUGGAAUUGAAAAAAAUACAUUUAUGAGAUGUUUUAUAAGAUGUGUAAAUAUAGAAUUGUAUUUAUUACUACAGCAAAGAUUCAGUAACACAGAGGACCAUGAUAAUGAACCAUGUACAGUGGCAUAAUCUUCCGUAUAUAUUGUGUUUCUCUGCCCAUUUUCUUAAAACUCAUUAACUGUAUAUAAUAUGUGUAAAUGUAUAGUACUUGUAAAUAGAUCCCAAACUUGCUUUUCUAUUGGGUACAAAAUAAGAUAAAUUUGUAAUAAAAUGUGUGACUAUAAAACAAGAUAUCUUCAGCUCUUUUAUUGAGCCCAGAGGCGAAUAUAUGAUCUCCUGAA